CGCCCAACCAAACCAAAAUACGCAAGCAUCAAACACUCACUACAUCGCGUUUCGCGACCUCACUCCGCGCAACCAACUACUGCGGAAGGAGGGCCAAGUUUUUGGUGGUUGAAGCCGUGUCUAUCCUUCCCGUAUAUGUUGUUCUUUAGUGAAUUUUGUGGAUUUUCCUUUUUUCGCGCACUGCAUCUGGUGUAAAGUGCAUUCUAAUCUGUCGGAGGACAGAUUAGUAGGCUGAAUAGAAAAAAAUCGAGUGCAUCCAAGGUUGAGCUGUGCAGUGGUUGCUGCGUAGGGUAGUGUUUCGAAAUCGCAUCAGAAGGACGGAGCGACUAGCCUACUGAGCGAAAGCACAUCGCAGAUACGCAUUCAUUCGACAGUAGGGCCGGACGGAACAGUAUAGUGUGGUGGUGUGGUGGCUGGAACCGUAGCAAGCGAUGACCUGGGAGCAUUUGGAACGUGGCAGUUCGCCCGUUGAUUGGUGCGAAGGCAACUAUCUCAUUUCGCCGGAUAUAGCCGAGUUUGUCAACACGGUGAGCAACAUCCUGUUUCUGGUCGGUCCGCCAUUUCUCAUCUACCUGUUCAAAGACUACGGGAAGUUCAUCCAGCCGGCCAUCCAUAUGAUAUGGAUCCUGUUGAUCGUGGUUGGUCUCAGCUCCGCCUACUUUCAUGCCACGCUUAGCCUACUGGGUCAGCUGCUGGACGAGCUGACCAUUCUGUGGGUGUUCAUGGCCACGCUGAGUUUGUUCUGCCCCAGGCGACACUUUCCGCGAAUUUUCAAAUAUUCUAGGAAACGCUUCUGUAUUUCUAUGUCUGUGUUCUCUCUUACGGCAACAGCCUUGUCAGUGUGCUACCCGGCAGUUAAUGCGUUUGCUUUGAUGUUGCUGGCGAUCCCUGCCACCUAUCUUUUGUACAAGGAACUACAAAUCGUUGCGGAUAAGCGGGUCUACCGGUUGGGCGUCCGCAAUACCACAAUCCUGGUGGUAGCCAUCGUGUGCUGGAUCAACGACCGGAUGUUUUGCGAUGCGUGGUCGCGCAUGAACUUCCCAUACCUGCACGGGUUUUGGCACAUUUUGAUCUUCAUUUCGGCCUAUACGGCUUGCGUGUUGUUUGCGUACUUUUUCGUCAGUGACGAACGGCCCGAGAGCCGACCGCAGCUCAAGUAUUGGCCGUCGAACAAUUUCGAACUGGGCGUACCGUACGUGUCGGUCAAUUGCUACAAGAAGCUGGACGAUCACAUUUAGGUUUAAGUGCGCGGUGAACGAUCUGUGUUAGAAAAGCGUACUAAUUGCAUUAUAACAGUAACAGCUGAAGUAAUGGGAUAUCUGCUUAAAUUAUAGUAUGAAAGAUAAGUACAAAAGCAGCAAUGAGAAUUGAAGUGGAAACGGAGAAACUCAUUACUGCCACAAGAAGAUUGUGUCAUAAAGCCAAAAAUAAAGUUUCCAAAAAUUGUAGUGAGCUUAUUAAUGCGGUACUAAUACUAGAAUAGCGAGAUUUAUAGUGAUUUACCAAGAGUAGCAGUAGUAUAAUAAUUCGUUUUAGAUUGCGAAAAUCCUUGCUUUAUUCUCUCUCCAAACAAAAUAAUCUCGAUUAGCUAUCGAAGUGAUCUAACUAGUGAUUGUACUACUUUUUGCCUUAGAAUGGUGUAUAGAAUCGUCGAUUUAUAUAAAAAGUUAUUUCUAGUUUUAGAAAAAGAUUUUAAGGAAAGGUGUUAAAUAAAGCGAUUUAAGCCGAUUUUAAUUUAUUAAA
Aedes albopictus (Asian tiger mosquito) is the source of this 1743-nucleotide messenger RNA. It is a transcript of the gene bwa, whose product is annotated as alkaline ceramidase. The transcript is spliced from 5 exons. Gene Ontology annotation, molecular function: hydrolase activity, acting on carbon-nitrogen (but not peptide) bonds, in linear amides. Lineage: Eukaryota; Metazoa; Arthropoda; Insecta; Diptera; Culicidae. Gene Ontology annotation, biological process: ceramide catabolic process. The coding region runs from base 432 to 1238 and encodes 268 amino acids. Gene Ontology annotation, cellular component: membrane. The record is from RefSeq and is a predicted model, not a curated record.